GAGCGGAGAGAGAGGAGGAGAGAGAGAGAUUAAAUGUUGGCUACGCGGGAACAUGAUCAAUGCCACAGUUCUGCGGGAGGUUUCACUGGAUGGAAGAAAGAAUGCACGCCGCUGCGCGCACCACUUUGCCGGGCUGCCACGCGUAAAAGCCAUAAAGCGUCUCCACGCGUGCACACGCACGCACGCUGACCUGACCGGGCGUCCUCAUGCGUGAGUCUCGUCAUCUUUCAAGAGGAAUGUGAAAUCACCUGGACAAGUACGACGGGCUUCUCGGGCUUUCACCUGACACGCAGACCUCUGAGGUUGGUCGGAGCCCCGAGGGGAUGGGAACGUGCGUGCAUAAAAGAUGGACUUAUGGCCGCUUGACUAAACUUCACGGCCCUCUGAAGGUCAUGUCACGCUUCGGGACACUCGGGCUACUGACGCUCAUCCUCAUGAGUCAAAGGAUAACUGCCGGACAGACGGUGAACAUCUUCCCGUCGGAGCGGCGAGAGUGGCCGUUGAACCACCUCUCCGUGCAUCAGUCCACGGGGUCCCUCUACGUCGGCGCCGUCAAUCGGAUUUACAAGCUGUCAGCCAACCUCACGCUCCUAGUAUCCCACGCCACGGGGCCCGAGUACGACAACAAAGCCUGCUACCCUCCUCUGAUUGUGCAGCCCUGCUCGGAGACCCUCGCCUCGACGGACAACGUCAACAAGCUGCUGCUCAUCGAUUACUCCCACAACCGCCUCCUGGCGUGCGGGAGCCUCUACCAGGGCGUCUGCAAGCUCUUGAGACUUGAUGACUUGUUCAUCCUCGGCGAGCCAACUCAUAAGAAGGAACACUACCUGUCCAGCGACACGCAGUCGGGGACCAUGUACGGGGUGGUGGUUCCCUCCCUGGUUCAGGAUGCCACGCUCUACAUCGGUACAGCAGUUGGAGGGAAGCAGGACUACUUCCCGACUAUCUCCAGCCGCAAGCUGCCUCACGACCCGGAAUCGUCCGCCAUGCUCGACUACGAGCUUCACACCGACUUUGUCUCGUCGCUCAUCAAAAUCCCCUCAGACACCUUGGCUCUCGUCCCGCAUUUCGACAUCUACUACAUCUACGGCUUUGAGAGUGGUCAUUUUGUCUACUUCAUGACCGUCCAGCCGGAGACACCGGAGAACGGAAUGCCGUCCGGGGGUUCGCCCGACGACCUCUUCUACACCUCACGCAUCAUCCGCCUCUGCAAAGGCGACAAGAAGUUCCACUCUUACGUGUCGCUUCCGGUGGGUUGCCUCCACCGGGGUGAGGAGUACCGUCUGCUGCAAGCGGCCUAUCUGUCCAAGGCUGGCAGGAUCUUGGCCCAGACACUUAACAUCGGUGCUCAGGAUGACGUGCUCUUUGCCGUCUUUUCCAAGGGACAGAAGCAGUAUCACGAUCCGUCCGAUCACUCCGCGCUGUGCGUUUUCACCAUCCAGGACAUUAACACACGCAUCACGGAGAGGUUGCGGUCGUGCUACCAGGGAGAAGGACACCUGGAGCUGCACUGGCUGCUGGGAAAGGACGUCCAGUGCACUAAGGCGCCUGUCCCCAUUGACGACCACUUCUGCGGCCUGGACAUCAAUCAACCUCUGGGGGGCUCUCAGCUGGUAGCGGGCCGCACAGUUUACUUGGAGAGUCGCGAAAGGCUGACCUCGGUCAUCUCUUACACCUAUAAUGGACACAGUGUGGUCUUCCUGGGCACCAAGAAUGGGCGCCUCAAGAAGAUCCGAGUGGACAGUCCGCUGGACGCAGGAGUGUUGUACGAGACACUAACCGUGACAAAGGACAACGACCCUGUCCUCCGUGACAUGGCCUUCUCUCUGGACAAGACCUCGCUCUACAUCAUGUCCAACAAUCAGGUAUCCCAGGUCCCCGUAGAGGCCUGCGAGCAGUACACAACGUGUGCAGAAUGCCUGAGCUCCGGGGACCCUCACUGCGGUUGGUGUGUCCUACACAACACGUGCUCAAGAAGGGAUCGCUGUCUGAGGGCAGACGAGGCCUACCGCUUCAACACCGACAUUGAGCGCUGCGUGAAAGUCAUCGCUCACCCGGACAGCAUCGCUGUAUCGGCCCACAGCGUCCCACUGCUGCUGGAGGUGAACCACGUUCCCGACCUUUCGGCAGGAAUCACCUGUUCCUUUGGGCAACAGGCCGAGGUGGAGGGUCACGUCAACGGGAACAGGGUCAUGUGUCUGUCCCCAGAUGGGAAGGAGGUCCCGAUGAUACCAGAAGGACAAGACUGGGCCGGCGUGGAGUUAAGGUUGAACUCCAAGGAGACGGGUCAAAUGGUCGCCAGCACGGAGGUGAAGUUCUACAAUUGCAGCACGCAUCACAUGUGUCUGUCUUGCGUAAACAGCACAUUUCGCUGCCACUGGUGUAAAUACCGCAACAUGUGCACCCAUGACCCGAGCAGCUGCUCCUUCCAGGAGGGCAGAGUCAACGCCUCAGAGGACUGCCCUCAGCUCCUCCAUUCCGGUCAGAUUCUCAUCCCGGCCGGUGAAGUGCGACCAAUCACCCUGAGAGCCCGCAAUCUCCCGCAGCCGCAGUCCGGCCAGCGGGGGUACGAGUGCGUGGUGACCGUGCAGGGCGUGGGCCACCGCGUCACGGCGCUGCGCUUCAACAGCACCAGCGUGCAGUGCCAGAACAGCUCGUACAUGUACGAGGGCGUGAAGAUCAGCGACCUGGCGGUGGAGCUCGCCAUCGUGUGGAACGGCAAUUUCAUCAUCGACAAUCCAGAGAAGAUUAAAGUGCACCUGUACAAGUGCAGCGCCCAGCGAGACAGCUGCGGCAUGUGCCUGCGGGCAGAGAAGAAGUUUCAGUGCGGCUGGUGCAGCAGCGAAGGCAGGUGUACCAUGAAGCGCCACUGCCCGCCCAUCUCGCCCUACGCCAGUCGCUGGCUCGACCUCUCCGCUGCAAAUGUCAAGUGCACCAACCCGCGCAUCACUGAGGUGAGCCCAGUUGCUGGACCUCUGGAGGGCGGGACACUGGUUACCAUCCAGGGCCUGAAUCUGGGGCUGUCCUUUUCUGAGUUGGAGGGCAAUGUGAAGGUGGCGGGAGUGGAGUGCGUCCCACAAGAGGAGGGCUACAUUACCGCCGAACAGAUUGUGUGCGAGAUGGUCGCUGCCCCCAAAGGAAGCGUGCCAGGCCCGGUGAAGCUUUGCGUGGACGAAUGCAGACCAGAACUACGUGCGCAGUCCAACCAGCUCUACUCUUUUGUGACCCCUUCCUUGCUGGCGCUUACCCCGGGGAGAGGACCGGAAUCGGGGGGUACUAAGGUCACUAUCGUUGGAGAGAAUCUGGGUGCUGGCAGCUCUGUCACUGUGUACUUUGGCAACCAAACAUGUGAGCUGUUCAGGAGGACCAUGUCGGAGAUGGUUUGUUUCUCUGCUCCGUCUGUGACUGGAGCAGGGCCGGUGCAAGUCGGUCUGCAGGUAGACCGGGCGAAGGUUCCUGGUAGUCUAUCCUUUGAGUACAUCCAAGACCCCACGGUGCAACGCAUUGAGCCCCUGUGGAGCAUCGCAAGUGGCCACACCACACUGACGGUGACCGGGACCAACCUGGACGUGGUGCAGGAGCCAAGAGUCCGAGUCAAAUACGCUGGCCACGAGUCGGUCAAUGUGUGCAAAGUGCUGAACACGACCACCAUCAGCUGCUUCGCUCCGUCGCUGCAGUUUGAAUACGACGACGGCGGCCAAGCGGAGAGCGUCAAGCACGUGGAUGAGUUUGGCUUUGUUUUCAACAACGUUCAAGCACUGCUCACCUACAGCAACAGCAGCUUCGUCUACUACCCCAACCCCUACUUGGAGCCACUCAGUCUGUCUGGCAUCCUGGAGCAGAAACCGGGCUCGCCCAUCAUUCUAAAAGGUCGUAACUUGGUGCCAUCGGCGUCGGGAGGUGCCCGGCUGAACUACACGGUGCUGAUCGGGGACACGCCCUGCUCCCUCACAGUGUCCGACACCCAGUUGCUCUGCGAGCCGCCAAACCUCACCGGCCAGCACAAAGUCCUGGUCCAAGUGGGAGGACUUCACAUUUCUCCAGGAGAAGUCCACAUCCGCUCUGACAGCCUUCUCACGCUGCCCGCCAUCAUGAGCAUCACUGCAGGAGGCGGGCUGCUCCUUGUGGUGGUGGUCAUCGUACUGCUCGCUUACAGGCGGAAGUCGCAUGAGAACGACUUGACACUAAAGCGGCUGCAGUUGCAAAUGGACAACCUGGAGUCUCGAGUGGCUCUGGAGUGCAAGGAGGCCUUCGCAGAGCUGCAGACAGACAUCAAUGAACUGACAAGCGACCUGGACCGGGCAGGCAUUCCCUACCUGGACUACCGCACUUAUGCUAUGAGGGUUCUCUUCCCUGGCAUUGACGAUCACCCUGUGCUCAGAGAUCUGGAGGUGCCGGGGAGCGGACAGGCGAGCGUGGAGAAAGCCUUGAAGCAGUUUGCACAGCUGCUGAACAAUAAAGUCUUCCUGCUCACAUUCAUUCGCACGCUGGAGAUGCAACGCUCAUUCUCCAUGCGGGACCGAGGCUACGUGGCCUCUCUCAUCAUGACGGCGCUGCAGGGGCGGCUGGAGUACGCCACGGAUAUCCUCAAACACCUGCUCUCGGACUUGAUAGAACGCAAUUUGGAGAGCAAGAACCACCCCAAGCUGCUGUUGCGCAGAACUGAGUCGGUGGCGGAGAAGAUGCUGACAAACUGGUUUGCCUUCCUACUCCACAAAUUUCUCAAGGAGUCUGCCGGAGAGCCCCUCUUCAUGCUGUUCUGUGCCAUCAAACAGCAAAUGGAGAAGGGACCCAUCGACGCAAUCACCGGCGAAGCGCGCUACUCCCUCAGUGAGGACAAACUCAUCCGCCAGCAGACGGAAUACAAGACGCUGACGCUGAGCUGCGUGAAUCCAGACAACGAGAACAGUCCAGAGAUCGCCGUCAAGGUGCUCAACUGCGACACCAUUAGCCAGGUGAAGGAGAAGAUCCUCGACGCCGUGUACAAGAACAUGCCCUGCUCCCAGCGACCGCGGGCAAACGACAUGGACCUUGAGUGGCGUCAGGGCAGGACGGCACGUGUGGUUCUCCAAGAUGAAGACAUCACCACUAAGAUCGAGGGUGACUGGAAAAGACUCAACACGCUACUCCACUACCAGGUGACAGAUCGCUGCGUGGUGGCUUUGGUGCCCAAACAGAUGUCGUUAUUCAACAUCCCGUGCUCGGCCAGCUUCCCGAGAAGUAUCAGCAGAUACGGCGUGGAUAUCCCCUUCCGCUCCACGCCCACCAGCCCUGACAGCCCACACUCCCGUGUGCCCAUGCUGACCCCCGACUUGGAGAGUGGGGUCAAAGUUUGGCACUUGGUCAAGAACCACGAGCACGGAGACCAGAAGGAAGGCGAGAGAGGCAGCAAAAUGGUGUCGGAGAUUUACCUUACCAGGCUCCUGGCGACAAAGGGCACGCUGCAGAAAUUUGUGGAUGACCUGUUUGAGACGCUGUUCAGCACCGUCUGCCGGGGCACAGCCCUGCCGCUCGCCAUCAAAUACAUGUUCGACUUUCUGGACGAGCAAGCCGACACGCACGGCAUCUACGACACGGAUGUGCGCCACACUUGGAAGAGCAACUGCCUUCCCCUACGCUUCUGGGUGAACGUGAUCAAGAACCCGCAGUUUGUCUUCGACAUUCAUAAGAGCAGCAUCACCGAUGCCUGCCUGUCCGUGGUGGCCCAAACCUUCAUGGACUCGUGUUCCACCUCCGAGCACCGUCUGGGCAAAGACUCCCCCUCCACCAAGUUGCUCUACGCCAAGGAUAUCCCGCACUACAAAAGCUGGGUAGAAAGGUACUACGCCGACAUCAACCGCCUGCCUGCCAUCAGCGAUCAGGACAUGAAUGCCUAUCUGGCUGAGCAGGCGCGCCUCCACUCCAGCGAGUUCAACGCCCUCAGUGCACUCCACGAGAUCUACAGCUACGUCAGCAAAUACAGCCAGGAGAUCACGGAGGCGCUGGAGCAGGACGAGCAGGCCCAGAAGCAGAAGUUGGCAUAUAAAGUGGAGCAGAUCAUCUCAGCCAUGUCUGCCGAGAGCUGAGACGUACGCCGACAUACGUACAUACGCACACGCGCCGACGCACACAUGCUGUACACGCCGACACACAAUACAAGCAUACGCUGAGGUGGCGAGGAGGAGGUGGAAGAGGAGGAGUAACAUGGGCUCAGCAAGUGCAGUCAAACGUGGACGCACAUCAUGUUUAUGUCUGCCGGAGAGACUAAUGUAUGCAGGGAUGCUUGCAAACUUUAUGGACCUAGUGCAAAUGACGCACACGAAAACGUGCAUUCACCAAGAAAACACCCACGGACAGCCGAUCAUUCCAAAGCAUGAUGUUUGUAUUCAAUGCCAUUCUCUUGCAACACGCCAGCAUCGUCUAAACGUUCAAACUGUCCUGAGGAGCGGCCAUCACGCUUCGUCUCAGAGACAACUCAUCUCCAAAAGAUCAACAAAUGGAGGAGCUUUUGUUGACUAAUAAUAGCAGACUGUCGUGACCAAACGUACGCCUCAGCAUGGCAGGCUGGACGCCGCUUAAGCAUUUGGCCAACAGCAGGUUCACGCUGUGUAUAUUACCAAAUGUGGAUUUUAAUUUCCAUGCAUCCAACUAUUUUCUAUUCUACUUGUCCUUAUUAGUGAAAAGGGGGAGCCUAUCCCAGAUGACUGGGCGAGUGACUGGUUGGCAGCCAAUGAAAGGGCACACAAAGAAAAAAAAAGAAGCUUUUCACUCUCACAACAAUGAACAAUUUAGAGUCUUCACAAUGAACUAACUGGUCACCAAAUCAAUCACAGGAUACAAAUAGUGACAGACUUCUAAUGACGGUGAGAAUGGAACCGGAAGUCAGGCAUGUGAACCAAGACACCAUCACCCAUGGACGAUUUUAAUUCUCCCAUGAGCCUUAGAUGCAUGUUUUUCAAAUGAAUCCAGAGUACCCAGAGAAAAUCACGUCAUGAAAUCUCGUGAGACCUUUAUUCUCAAUACUACAUCGGCUCCCUCUUGUGGUAGGAGAAGGCAUCACUGCCCAAGUCCAGUUCAAUUGUGUUUAACUUUUAGGUUCAAUACAUUUGCAUUUAAUCCUCACAAACUGUUCAUUUAGGUACAUGUUGUUACUUUAAUGUGCAAUGCAUUUGAAUCGAAUCAUCAAGUAUAUAUAUAUAUUUUUAAUUCUCACGUAUUCCAGCACAGUGUGAAGGAGCAAAGCCACGCAAGCAUGCAAAGGCCAGAGCAGAGAUUCAAACUAAAAACCAUGCUAAUCACAAAUCGCUAAUCACUGCCCUGUUGUAUGACCCGCAAAAUGGAAAUGUAUCAUUUUCUGUUUUCAGACGAGAGAAAGUGCAAACACGGACCAUGCAAGCCAAUUUCAGGAAUAUUCUCACAGUGACAUUUUGCAUUCAUAUUACUCCAUGUCCUUGCAUAAAAUACAGAUUAACUGAAAAAAGGGGACAUGCAGUGCUCUAUAGCACACCAAUUCAGUCAUUGAUAAGUGGAGAACAAAUUGAACUGCAGGAAAAGGUGAAAAUAUUCACCCUGCAAGCUUCUACUCCUUUUUUGUAAUCAGUCAUUGUUUACAUUCUACUUGAAAUACAUCAAGUGUGUGUGUGUGUGUGUGUGUGUGUGUGUGUGUGUGUGUGUGUGUGUGUGUGUGUGUGUGUGUGUGUGUGUGUGUGUGUGUGUGUGUGUGAGAAAACGACACCUGUCGCUCCUGUGAAGAAAUAUGGAAAGAUUAAGUCGAGUGUCGGUGGCUGUUGGACCGAUAAAUCCAGUUUAAUAAAAGUAACCUAGACAACAGAGCUCGUGAACGGGCUGCAGAACUAAUUUUGGAGCGGCUUGCAUGGCAGAGAGCUCCCGCCGGAUCUAUGAUGAUGGAUGUCACGCGCGGUGGGCUCAUUAGCCCCUCGUUGUAAAUUCGACCCGUUCUGCCGCCUGACUGCACUUCACUCGCUUCGCAUCCCGCUGGUCUCCAUCUUUAAUUGUGUAAUUCACUUUAUUUAUUUGUACCCGACUGCUGGUGGUCAUUUUUGCUGCUGUAUUUAUAGAGUGCCAUAUAGAAACUUAUCACAAAGAAAGUGUCAGUUUCGGUUCAGUUCACAAUGCACCAAACUGUGACAAUGACCAAUGUCUCGGUGUGCUCCAUCACGCUUGUCCAUGUGGAGGGCUUCUUUUAUUUUUCUUGAUCCCCCCACCGUCAAUUUAAAACAAAAAGAUGAGAAAAAAGAAAAAAGCCUCCAUUUCCUGUUAAAUGUUGAAAUAUGACAAAGGACCCAUGUGUUUUAUGUGUGAUUUGAUAAGUUAUAAAUGUGUCGUGCAAUAAACUGUCGGAUGUGUUUUUUUAAA
Molecule: messenger RNA, 8355 nt
Organism: Syngnathus typhle (broad-nosed pipefish)
Lineage: Eukaryota; Metazoa; Chordata; Actinopteri; Syngnathiformes; Syngnathidae
Product: plexin-A2-like
Exons: 32
Coding region: 324-6065 (1913 amino acids)
Biological process (GO): regulation of cell migration; semaphorin-plexin signaling pathway involved in axon guidance; negative regulation of cell adhesion
Cellular component (GO): semaphorin receptor complex
Molecular function (GO): protein binding; semaphorin receptor activity
Source: RefSeq, a predicted model, not a curated record